UUCAACACUUGUUUAUUCAACUCUCCUAACUGAAAAAAUUCCAAAAAAAGAAUCAGUAUUGUCAUUGUCUCAGGAGAAGAUCAAGUUAUAGUCAUGGAAGUUACAAAGAAGUUGAAGCUAAAGAGUUUGAUAUCAAAGGUGCUAAAGGGUGUUCUUUUUUUGGAAAGAAGUAAAGCGUAUGCAAGAAGAUGUGAUUAUGUGAGAGUUAGAAGCAUUGGUGAUGAUGAUGAUAGUGAGAGUGAAGAAAGAGCAACAAGAGUGCCUGAAGGUUAUUUUGUUGUUGUAGCAAUGCAUGGUGAAGAAAGAAAGAGAUUUGUUCUUAGGUUGGAAUAUUUAAGAGAUGCUCGAUUCAUGAAACUGUUGGAGGAAGCUAAGGAAGAGUUUGGUUAUGAACAAGAGGGUGCUAUUGCUGUUCCUUGUAGGCCUCAAGAGCUUGAAAAGAUUAUAGAGAAUAGGCACAAUGCCACUUUGUAACACAUGGUAGUGCAAUACUAUUUGUUCUAUACUUUUUUUUCUUUAUAUACAUCAGUAUGAUUUUUGCAUAGGUAAGAUAUUUGAAACAGAAUAGUUUUACCUGAUGCUGAUUUGUAUAUUUCAUGUCUCAAACAUAUGGAUAAUUAAUGUGUUGUUAGUGAUUACUUUAACAUUCUUUGACAGUUAUAAUAGAAUUCUUUGUGAAAUUAAGGAGUGCAGUGUAAUUGGUUUGGUCUUAUGUCAUCACCUAUUUGAGAUGAAUGGAUGAAUUAGAAUUAGAAUGUUAAGAUAUGUAUGUAAUCAUUAUUCAUUUCAUUGAGUUAUAUACUACAU
Messenger RNA from Vicia villosa (hairy vetch), 807 nucleotides. Its product is annotated as auxin-responsive protein SAUR71-like. Lineage: Eukaryota; Viridiplantae; Streptophyta; Magnoliopsida; Fabales; Fabaceae. Bases 94 to 474 code for a protein of 126 amino acids. Gene Ontology annotation, biological process: response to auxin. The transcript has a single exon. The record is from RefSeq and is a predicted model, not a curated record.